AUGCUCACACCAACAGCCCUCGUCGCGAGCGCCAUCCCGCUCUACCUGCUCUGGUCCGCGCUCUCGCUCUACACCAACGUGCGCCGCGCCAAAGCGACCGGCCUGCGCGUGCACGUCAGCCCCAUCAGCACCCACAACCUGCUAUGGAUCGUCUUCGAGCCGCUCGUCGUGCGCCUGCUGGAGUUUCUGGGCGCCGACACCGUUGACCUGCUCCGCCUGGCCAAGAGGAACUGGAACUUCCACGACCGCUACCGCGUGCACGACCUCUACGGCAAGGUCUUUGCCCACGCCACUCCCGCCGGCAUCGAGGUCCAUGUCGCCGACGCCGCCGCCUCCGACGAGCUGCUGGCCCGGAAGCGGGAUUUCAUCAAGCCCAUGGGCAUGGUCCAAAUCAUCGACAUCUACGGCCCCAGCGUCGCGUCCACCGACGGCGCCGACUGGACCCGCCACCGCCGCAUCACGGCCACGCCCUUCACCGAGCGCAACAACCGGCUCGUCUGGGCCGAGGCGCUGCGGCAGACGGGCCAGAUGCUGGCCUACUUUGAGCGCGGCAUCGGCCCCAACGGCCCGUCAACCGACUCGUUCGCCCAGGACUCGAUGACGCUCACCCUGAACAUCCUGACCUCGGCCGGCCUGGGCUUCUCCUGCGACUUCCGCGGCGCCGAGGAGGAGAAAGACGCCGACACGGCCACCGCCGCCGCCACCAGCUACCGCGACAGCCUGGCCGGCGUGCUCGACAGCUUCCUCCACAUGGCGCUGGUGCCCGGCUUCGUGUGGUCGCUCCCGCCGGCGCUGCUGCCCACGAAACUGCAGGACUUCGCCAGGCACAAGAACGCCUUGAAGCACUUCAUGGUCGGCAUGGCCGAGAAGACGCGCUACGAAGGGUCCGAGCACGCCAGUCUUCUCAGCAACCUGGUGCAGAAGAACGAAGAGGCGCGCCAGACGGCGUCCAAGCCAUCUUCUUCUGGAAACCCCGUCCAGCUGGGCCUCUCGGACAGCGAGCUGUAUGGCAACAUCUUCAUCUACAGUUUUGCCGGCCACGAGACCACCGCCCACGCCGUCUGCUACGCCAUGUACCUGCUGGCCGCGUAUCCCGACGUGCAGGACUGGGUGGCCGAGGAGGCCCAGGCCGUGCUCGGGACCGACGCUGCGCUCGAGCAUCUGGCGUACGAUGAACUGUUUCCGCAGCUGAAGCGCACGCUGGCUGUCAUGUACGAAACCCUCCGCCUCUACCCCCCGGUCGUCUCCAUCCCCAAAACCACCGGCCCCUCGGCCCAAACCCUCACCGUCAACGCCAACACGCCCGGCCAGCUCACCGCCACCCUCCCCGCCCACACCUACGUCUUCCCCAACGUCGUCGCCCUGCAGUCGCACCCGGACUACUGGGGCCCCGACUCCCUGACCUGGCGGCCCCAGCGCUGGAUCUCGGAGAACCAAGACGCCCAAGACGCGUCCGAAGCCGAGACUUUCAGGCAGCCCGCCGUCAAGGGCAGCUUCGUGUCCUGGUCCGACGGGCCGCGCGUGUGUCCCGGCAAGAAGUUCUCGCAGGUCGAGUCCGUGGCUGUCAUGGCGGGGAUGCUGAGGGAGCAUCGGGUCGAGGUCGUGCCCGAGGGCGGCGAGGGAGAGGAGAAGGCGAGGCAGAGGGUGUUGGACGUGGUCGAGGAUGGGGAGCUCAAGGCGACGCUGUUUAUGAGGAGGCCAGAGGCGGUGAGGCUGAGAGUGGUGAAAAGGUGA
This is a messenger RNA of Diplodia corticola, 1734 nucleotides long. Its product is annotated as cytochrome p450. The record is from RefSeq and is a predicted model, not a curated record. Gene Ontology annotation, molecular function: iron ion binding; heme binding; monooxygenase activity. The transcript has 3 exons. The coding region runs from base 1 to 1734 and encodes 577 amino acids. Lineage: Eukaryota; Fungi; Ascomycota; Dothideomycetes; Botryosphaeriales; Botryosphaeriaceae.